AUGGCGAGUCAUGAGAGAGUUCACGUACCAGGACGCAAAGAAAAUGACGAGACCAGCUCCAUGCCGUGGUACAAGCAACCGCUACCCUUGACUACGCAGGUGAUGCGCUUUGCGCUUUUAUUGCCAUUCACGGCGUUGUUCCUCGGCGUGGCCAUAGUAAUCACAAACGGGCGUAUGCCGGAUCCCAAGAGUAUGCCGCCGCUGCCCGAUCUCCUCCUGGAGUGGAUUCCGAAGGUGGGGUUUGUUGAGAUUGGCACUGACAUUAUCAUCAUGUUGCUGAACGCAACGAUGGUGGUGGUGGGAUUCAAGGUGUACUUGUUGGAGCGGCACGAGCAGGGUAUGCCGAACUUGACCUUCUUGGAGCGCAUCCCGAGGAUCGGCACGUCCGUAAAUCGUGUCGUCUUUGGCAUCCUCGACUCGGGCCGGCGCCCCUACCCCCUGAAAAGGGUCCAUCAGAUUAUGGUAGUCCGCUUCCUUACGUCCUACAGCGUGGUGGUGCUGUUCCGCGCUCUUGUAAUUGUGGCGACGUCAUACCCGGCGACCGACAACCACUGUCAACAUCCGCAGGCAAUCAAGGACCCCGUGGUUAACGUCAUCCUCACCCUUGUGACACUGGGUAGUGGUGCGAUUCACUGCGGCGAUCUGAUGUUCAGUGGCCACACGAUGAUCCUCUGUCUCGCCUUCAUGCUAAUCUGGGACUACAGCCCCUUUCUGUACCCAUGGGCGAUGCGGGUGUGGGCAUCCGUGCUUCUGCCGGCAAGCUUCUACUGCAUCCUCGCCUCUCGUUCACACUACACGGAUGACAUCCUAGUGGCGAUGUACGUGAUGAUCGCAACGUACAAGCUAAUCAGCCAUGCCGAGACUGGUGCGCCGUGGCAGUUGCAGCUGCUGAUCCGCUGGCUGCCGUGGCCAGGCACGAACACGACCGAGGGGAGGUGGCCGACAGAUGAGGUUGUGGUUGUUGUUCACAUGCCAGCACAAGACGAGUCAGCUGCAUCGUCACCUAUGCCAGAAUAUGAAGGCGUGACCAAGACCACAGUGCCCGUACAAAGUGCGACGGCCAGAUCCAGUGGUAGAGAUACACACUUGUUGCGGAUGAAGGAUUCGUCAGAGAGCAACGGUCUGCACCCUGAUGUGUGUGAGACAUUGCAACAUUGA
Molecule: messenger RNA, 1158 nt
Organism: Leishmania braziliensis MHOM/BR/75/M2904
Lineage: Eukaryota; Euglenozoa; Kinetoplastea; Trypanosomatida; Trypanosomatidae
Product: inositol phosphorylceramide synthase
Exons: 1
Coding region: 1-1158 (385 amino acids)
Biological process (GO): ceramide biosynthetic process
Cellular component (GO): endoplasmic reticulum membrane; Golgi membrane
Molecular function (GO): ceramide cholinephosphotransferase activity; sphingomyelin synthase activity
Source: RefSeq, a predicted model, not a curated record